This is a messenger RNA of Arvicola amphibius (Eurasian water vole), 1479 nucleotides long. RefSeq names its product La ribonucleoprotein 6, translational regulator (gene Larp6). NCBI's taxonomy places the organism in Eukaryota, Metazoa, Chordata, Mammalia, Rodentia, Cricetidae. Gene Ontology annotation, cellular component: nucleus. The record is from RefSeq and is a predicted model, not a curated record. Gene Ontology annotation, biological process: RNA processing. Bases 1 to 1479 code for a protein of 492 amino acids. The transcript is spliced from 3 exons. Gene Ontology annotation, molecular function: mRNA binding.
AUGGCCCAGAUCAGCGACCAGACUCUGCCCGGGCCCGAGACCACAGUGCAGAUCCGUGUCGCCAUCCAGGAGGCCGAGGACGUGGAGGAUCUGGAGGAGGACGACGAAGGGACCGCGGCGCAGGCAACGGGGGACCCAGCCCGGUACCUCAGUCCUGGCUGGGGCAGCGCCAGCGAGGAGGAGCCAAGCCGUGGACACAGCAGUGCCACGACAAGUGGGGGUGAGAAUGAGCGCGAGGAACUGGAGCCGGAGUGGAAGCCCCCGGAUGAGGAGCUCAUUAGGAAGCUGGUGGAUCAGAUCGAGUUCUACUUUUCCGAUGAGAACCUGGAGAAGGACGCCUUCCUGCUCAAGCACGUGCGGAGGAACAAGUUGGGCUACGUGAGCGUCAAGCUGCUCACCUCCUUCAAGAAGGUGAAACACCUCACACGGGACUGGAGAACCACAGCACACGCCUUGAAGUAUUCAGUCACCCUGGAACUGAAUGAGGACCACCGGAAGGUUAGGAGGACCACCCCUGUGCCACUGUUUCCCAACGAGAACCUCCCCAGCAAGAUGCUGCUGGUAUAUGAUCUACACCUGUCCCCCAAGCUAUGGGCCCUGGCCACGCCCCAGAAGAAUGGAAGGGUGCAGGAGAAGGUGAUGGAGCACCUGCUCAAGCUCUUCGGGACUUUCGGAGUCAUCACAUCGGUGCGGAUCCUCAAACCUGGCAGAGAGCUGCCUCCUGAUAUCCGGAGGAUCAGCAGCCGAUACAGCCAGGUGGGGACCCAAGAGUGUGCCAUUGUGGAGUUCGAGGAGGUGGAGGCCGCCAUUAAAGCCCAUGAAUUCAUGGUCAGUGAAUCUCAGGGCAGGGACAACAUGAAAGCUGUCUUGAUCGGGAUGAAGCCACCCAAAAAGAAACCCCUCAAAGAUAAGAACCAUGAUGAUGAGCCCACAGCUGGUAUCCACCUAAACCGGUCUCUGAACAAGAGAGUGGAGGAGCUGCAGUACAUGGGGGACGAGUCCUCCGCCAACAGUUCCUCCGACCCUGAGAGCAAUCCCACCUCUCCUAUGGCUGGCCGGCGGCAUAUGGCCGCCAACAAGCUCAGUCCUUCUGGCCACCAGAAUAUCUUCCUGAGCCCAAAUGCCUCCCCAUGCUCAAGUCCUUGGAGCAGCCCCUUGGCCCAGCGCAAGGGUGUCUCCAGAAAAUCCCCACUGGCUGAGGAAGGCAGACUAAACUUCAGCACCAGCCCCGAGAUCUUCCGGAAAUGCAUGGAUUACUCUUCGGACAGCAGUGUUACCCCCUCAGGCAGCCCCUGGGUUCGCAGACGGCGCCAAGCUGAGAUGGGGACACAAGAGAAAAGUCCGGGGGCAAGUCCCCUGCUGUCUCGAAGGAUGCAGACUGCAGAUGGGUUACCUGUGGGGGUGCUGAGGUUGCCUCGAGGCCCUGACAACACUAGGGGCUUCCAUGGCGGACAUGAGAGAAACCGAGCCUGUAUAUAA